Salvelinus fontinalis (brook trout) is the source of this 3660-nucleotide messenger RNA. Its product is annotated as GDP-fucose protein O-fucosyltransferase 2-like. Lineage: Eukaryota; Metazoa; Chordata; Actinopteri; Salmoniformes; Salmonidae. The coding region runs from base 31 to 1377 and encodes 448 amino acids. The transcript has 9 exons. The record is from RefSeq and is a predicted model, not a curated record. Gene Ontology annotation, biological process: protein O-linked glycosylation via fucose. Gene Ontology annotation, molecular function: peptide-O-fucosyltransferase activity.
CCUCCCGGAAGUGCGUGACUCAACGAAAAAAUGGCUGACUACAGCUGCAGUGGAUUUCAUUCGCCCGUGUUGUGGAUUUUUUCUGUUAAAUUUGUAGUCAAAAUGUGUUUGGUGGUUCUCGGGUUGAGAGCUGUAGACGCUGAGGGUCAAAUUGAAGAUGCUUUCCGUGCAGGAAAUACAGUAUUUUCACCGACCACUGCAUCAGCACGGGAUUUACGGUAUCUUCUCUACGAUGUCAACCCACCAGAGGGCUUCAACCUGCGUCGGGAUGUCUACAUCCGCAUGGCGUCCCUGGUGAAGACCCUGAGGAAACACGGUGACUGGGUGCUGGUGCUGCCCCCUUGGGGGCGUCUCUACCACUGGCAGAGCCCAGACAUCCACCAGACAAGAAUCCCCUGGGGAGAGUUCUUCAGCCUCACCAGUCUUCAGGGCAACGUGCCAGUCAUAGAAUACGAGGAGUUUAUAGCCGAGUCUGGAGGUCCGUUUAUUGAGCAGGUGCUGGUGCUACAGAACUACGCUGAAGGGUGGACGGAUGGAAAAUGGGAGGAGAAAGUGGAUGAGAGACCCUGUGUUGAGCGGUUAAUGUACUCCAAAGACAAACAGGGCUAUUACAGAGGUUGGUUCUGGGGCUAUGAGGAAACCAGGUGUGUGAACGUCACUUGUCUUUCAGCUCAGGGCCAAGCCUCCAUGCUGGCACCACUCCUGCAGAACAACAUCACAUCAACGUCAGUGAUGUUGGAUAGAGCAGAGACUGUCCUCCAUGAUCACUACGCUGGAAAGGACUACUGGAAUACUCGCCGCAGCAUGGUCUUCGCCAAACACCUGCGUCUCCUAGGGGAUGAGUUCCGAGCAAAGUACCUGAACUCCACAGACGAGCAGGACCAGACCGUAUACAACGAGGACUGGACUCUCAUUAAGAAUAAGCUGGGUUCUGCCAGAGGGGGGCCGUACCUGGGUGUCCACCUGAGAAGGAAGGACUUUAUCUGGGGUCACAGAGAGGAUGUGCCCAGCCUCAAAGGAGCUGUGAAGAAGAUCAUGAGCCUCAUGAAGAAAACCAAACUAGACAGAGUCUUUGUGGCCACAGAUGCAGAUGAUGAAGAGCUGGCGGAGCUGAAGAGGAUGUUACCAGAGAUGACACGCUUUGAGCCCACCUGGGACGACCUGGAACUACUCAAAGACGGGGGCGUGGCUAUCAUCGACCAAUGGAUCUGCGCACAUGCCAGGUAUUUUAUCGGAACCUCCGUGUCGACCUUCUCCUUCCGUAUCCACGAGGAGAGAGAGAUAUUGGGAUUCGAACCCAAAACCACCUACAACCGCUUCUGUGGGGACAGUGAGAAAGAGUGUGAACAGCCCACACACUGGAAAAUAGUUUACUGACUCAUCAAUGUAAAACCCCACUCAACACCUCUUUUAAAAACAUGCCAAAAUCAGUGUUGAAGUGAAUCAUUUUUUUAUAUAUACGCUACCGUUAAAAAGUUUGGGGUCACUUAGAAAUGUCCUUGUUUUUGAAGGAACAUUUUAAAAAGUCCAUUAAAAUGACAUCGAAUUGAUCAGAAUUACAGUGUAGAUAUUGUUAAUGUUGUAAAUGACUAUUGUAGCUGGAAACGGCAGAUUUUUUUAUGGAAUAUCUACAUAGGCGUACAGAGGCCCAUUAUCAGCAACCAUCACUCCUGUGUUACAAUGGCACGUUCUGUUAGCUAAUCCAAGUUUAUCAUUUUAAAAGGCUAAUUGAUCAUUAGAAAACCCUUUUGCAAGUAUGUUAGCAUAGCUGAAAACUGUUGUCCUGAUUUAAAGAAGCAAUAAAACUGGCCUUCUUUAGACUAGUUGAGUGUCUGGAGCAUCAGCAUUUGUGGGUUCGAUUACAGGCUCAAAAUGGCCAGAAACAAAUAACUUUCUUCUGAAACUUGUCAGCCUAUUCUUGUUCUGAAGAUCUCGUACAAUGAUGUGUCCUACUCCCUUCACAGAACAGCGCAAACUGGCUCUAACCAGAAUAGAAAGAGGAGUGGGAGGCCCCGGUGCACAACUGAGCAAGAGGACAAGAUUGCCUGCAAUGACAACAAGCUCAGUCCGAUGAUGCUGUGACACACUGCCUCAGACCAUGAUGGACUCUCCACCUCCAAAUCGAUCCCGCAGUUGUUGUUGCCAUCCUGUACCUGUACCGCAGGUGUGAUGUUCGGAUGUACCGAACCUGUGCAGGUGUUGUUACACUUGGUCUGCCACUGCGAGGACGAUCAGCUGUCUCCCUGUAGCGCUGUCUUAGGCGUCUCACAGUACGGACAAUGCAAUUUAUUGCCCUUGCCACAUCUGCAUUCCUCAUGCCUCCUUGCAGCAUGCCUAAGGCAUGUUCACGCAGAUGAGCAGGGACCCUGGGUAACUUUCUUUUGGUGUUUUUCAGGGUCAUUAGAAUGGCCUCCUUUUUAGUGUCCUAAGUUUUCAUAACUGUGACCUUAAUUACCUACCGUCUGUAAGCUGUUAGUGUCUUAACGACCGUUUCACAGGUGCAUGUUCAUUAAUUGUUUACGGUUCAUUGAACAAGCAUGCGAGACCGUGUUUAAACUCUUUAAAAUGAGGAUAUGUAAAGUUAUUUGGAUUUUUACGAAUUGUCUUUGAAAGACAGGGUCCUGAAAAAGGGACGUUUCUUUUUUGCUGAAUUUAAAUAUUCCAUAAAAAAUCUCCCGUUUCCAGCUACAAUCGUCAUUUACAACAUUAACAAUGUCUAUACUGUAUUUCUGAUCAAUUUGAUGUUAUUUUUAAUGGACAAAAAAAUGUGCUUUUCUUUAAAAAACAAGGACAUUUCUAAGUGACCCCAAACUUUUGAAUGGUAGUGUGUGUGUUUAUAUAUGUGUAAAUGUUUUGCUUUUUAUUAAAGUUUUUUUUGUGUUAUGUUUGUAUUGUUUUGAGAAUUGUGCAAACUGGGGUCCAUUGACCACUGUGACUGAAUGUGAUGCUGAAAUGGUCAAAGACUGCAGUCAGGUGAUUUAAAAAGCACCAUUUUAAUUUGACCUGUUUACACUCAUUGCACCUUUCUAAUCACUUUCUAGGUAUUAUAUCUGCCUUUUUUAGUGUUAUGUGUGAGAAUGAUCAAAUCAAAUCUGUCUGCAAUCAAUGGUAUUUCAAUUGCUGUGCGAUUUUUAUAAGGGAAUUAUUUGUUGGUCAUGUAACAUGCAUUGAAAGGGCAGUGUCUUCUAUGACCAAUUCAUACUGUAUUCGGUUGUGAAUCUACCUUAUGUUGCAUUAUGCUGUACGAUAUUUUGUGAACUUGAGGAACCGGUUUUGUUUUGUUUUCCUUUGUGAAUAGCCUAUGAUAGAAACUGUGUUGCUUGGUUGACAUGUCAGUCUUCGAACCGAGAAAAAAGAUAUGUGGUUAAAUAUAGUAUGUUGUUGAUACAUUUUUUCCCGCAUGACCUGUUAAAGGUAAGUUCAAAGCCAUAUAGUGAACAUUGAUUGACCAGGUAAUUAUGGUGAAGCCCAGAAUAUGAUCUAUAUUUUAUAUGAUCAGAUAUAAACAUAACUUAUUUUCAAUGAUUAUAGUUACAGUAAGUUUCUUUCUACAGAUAAAAAUGAUGUAUGAUAAUUUUGGGACUUUUAUUUUAAUCUUUCCACUUGUAUGACUGUCAUUUUGAAAAUUAUUUCAUUAUAAAUUAUUUUCACGAGUAUCAA